AUGCUGGACCUGCUACCAGAUGACAUCAUACUUAUUAUAUGCGAGCAGCUCUGCUGCCACUGCCAACAACCUAGCGUAUUUCCAGACGGUGGCAACUCUGAUACAAGCGCCGGCAAGCUCGCAUUGGCCCGUUUAUGUCGGACAUCGAAAAGAUGCUACAACCUAGCGCAGCCCGUCCUUUACCACUACUACGCCACAGGAAACAUCCCUCUCAAGUUUGACCUGGUUUCUUCGACAGUUUCUGCCGGCCGCAUCCAUGACGAUAAGCUUGUUCAGUUUCUGCGUACCAUCGGUCGACGGGAAGAUUUGGCUGGACAAGUCAAGGCAUUGCAGCUGGCGGGCUGCGCCCUGGGGAACGGGACCGAUAACACGGCGGUCGAAAACAUGCACUCUCUGCUGACUGAGUGCGAUCAUUCGCGCAACCCCAUCGUUGAAGCAAGGUUGCGGCUCAGUGGAAAUCCCUCGACAAGUGAGAUGCGGCGCUGGCUCAUGCAGGUCGCGAUCACACUUUGUGCAAACAUCGAGAUGCUAUAUAUUGCUCACACCGCACCGUCUCGGUUCUUUACAGAUACCAAAGUCACCCUCCCUCGCCUUUGGUCUCUGGCGAUUCGAGGAUACUCCGGCCAGUACUACUUUUCUGGAGUGGCGCGCCUCAUAGCAGCGGCUACAAACCUUCGGGACCUGUACCUUCUUGACUGCUCCUACUCCAUAGGUUGGACUCGCAUCGUCCAGUCGAGCACGGAAGUUGCAUUCUCUCGAUUAAUCCGAUUAGUCGUCACCAAUCUCGGAACGGAGGAACUUCGUGAUCUGUUGCGGCAAUGCCAUCAGCUUCAGCAUCUAGAGUACUAUCGACAGGGAAGUGCCAGCAUAUGGAAUGUUUCUGACAUCGUGCAAUCCUUUACACCAGUGAGGGAUACGCUCCGACGCUUGUACUUUUCCUGCCUUCCACUGGAUUCUGCCGAGAUAUCUAGGACCGAAAUCGAGGGAGCCCAGCCUGCAAUACCGCUGGGAAGAUACGUCGAGGAUGCAUUCACAGUCUCUCAUGACACAAGUGCUAUUCACCGACUCCGAGAAUUCACAAAGCUGGAGGAAUUAGGACUCGACCAGGUGUCUAUUUUUAGUCCAUCAAGUACGGAUCCAGAUUCUAGCCCCGGCCGCUUAUGCCAGCUUCUGCCACCAACGCUCCAGAAGCUGCGAGUGAUGUAUGUCUACAGGGGCAUGGCGAAUGACAUGUUGGCUCUGGUUCAGCAAGCGGCUUUUUGGUCCCCAUGUCUCAGGAAUGUCAGACUUGGAGAGGCUCUGACCAUUGCACCGUGGAGACAAGCGGGAAUGGAUGAAAUGAAGCGAGCUUGCGCGGACUUCUUGGUUAGGGGACCGCACUUGUCUGUGAGUUGGACAGUUGACAGGCCUGGCGCAGAUGCGCAUACGCGCAUUCCUGUUGCGACCUUGCACCAGCAAGAGCUGCUCUGUCCGGUAGAAUAA
Molecule: messenger RNA, 1482 nt
Organism: Purpureocillium lilacinum
Lineage: Eukaryota; Fungi; Ascomycota; Sordariomycetes; Hypocreales; Ophiocordycipitaceae
Source: RefSeq, a predicted model, not a curated record